AUGUUAGAUAACAAAAACAACGAGAAUUUCAACAUUGAUGAAUUUAAACACAUUGUAUCAUCUGCUCUCCGAACAACGAGAACUUCAACCCUGUGGCUCUGUCAACUCCACUUUGAGCCUGCAAACCCGCUGCACAACCACCUCCCACGACAUCCAAACCCCGCGCCGUAUCCCUCCUCAGCAAAGCCCUCUGCUCACCGCGAAGGCGAAGCCCGCAAAUCCGUACCAUCUCCGCCUCAUCAAGAUGUCUCACCGCUGGCGUCUACGGCGAGCCGACAGAGCCAUGCGCCGGCGCCGCGGAUGCCCUUCAUCGAAGCCUCCCGCAAGCAACAACAAGGCGAGAACGGCACUCGCGCCGUCACAAGCGACCAUUCCAAGCGCGAUCUCUCCCCGAAGUCCAUCUCGGAUAGCUUGAGCCGCGUUCCUAGAGGCAUGACGGCGACUCGGUUAGUUAUGGCGGUUACUGCCGCCGUGGACAGAAUCACGCUCCAGCAUCCCUUAAGCGAGAUCUGUGACUUGGAGUUAAGCGGGAUGGCGACGUUCGCUAAGGGUAGAAGCAGCAUGGAAGUUAGUAUCCAGGUCGCGAAGGUGCCGAAGCAGGGAGAGACUGUGAAGGACGGGGAUGUGCUUUUUGACGUGCGCGUUUACGAUGGUAGGCCGCUGCCAGUCUCGUGA
Messenger RNA from Drepanopeziza brunnea f. sp. 'multigermtubi' MB_m1, 675 nucleotides. RefSeq lists its product as uncharacterized. Lineage: Eukaryota; Fungi; Ascomycota; Leotiomycetes; Helotiales; Drepanopezizaceae. The record is from RefSeq and is a predicted model, not a curated record.